Mytilus californianus (California mussel) is the source of this 1066-nucleotide messenger RNA. RefSeq lists its product as uncharacterized. The transcript has a single exon. The record is from RefSeq and is a predicted model, not a curated record. NCBI's taxonomy places the organism in Eukaryota, Metazoa, Mollusca, Bivalvia, Mytilida, Mytilidae. The coding region runs from base 69 to 1001 and encodes 310 amino acids.
AUAUACAAAGGUAUGACUACAGUGAAUCCCAAGAUGGCAAGUCAUACUGUGAUGCUAAAAUUGCUCAUAUGAGAGCAAGGCUGAGGAAAUAUGCAAGCAAUGGGGGUAACAUAUCAUGUUCAGAAGACAUGAAAAAAGCCUUGGAUUACGGAGAUGGUGUGCCAGGAUGUCACAUUGCCCAUGUUGAGAUUCCUCAACCAGCUGAUCAAUUCACACUUCAGCGAAAAAUAAAGGGGAUCACAAAGAUUUCUAAUGUACAAUUUGAAGAUUAUGGUCAAAUAAAAUAUUGGAGAAACUACAACGUCGGUGUUGGUCACAUUUUGUCAAUUACACCUAUUAACCUAGAGUCAACCUUAAAUAUAUUUUCAGACUUUAAAGUUCCUUGUAAAGACACUGGAAAUAUAUUAGCUGCUCGAGAAAAACAAACCUCUGAGGAAACUCAGUCUGAUGUUAAUCUGACAUGUCCUGAACCAAAUUGCAAUACAGUAUUGCAUUCUUAUUCCGAACUGAAUGACCACUGCUUUAUUGGUAUCCAUCACUACCUGUCAACAUUUGAUGGUAUCAAAAUGAAAUGGCGUGACAUUUGUUUGGAUAUUGAUUCUACCUCAUCAAAAACCAAACAAAGCACCCUUUCAUCCAGCAUAAGUGAAUUGUCCCUUGGAUGGGCACUGAAAAAGGACAGAAAAAAUGCUCGGUUUUCAGAAAAGGUAAAAGUUUACCUUAAAGGUGUGUUUGAUGAGGGCGAAAGCAGUGGCAACAAAGCCAACCCGGUUAAUGUUUCCAGGAACUUGAAAGUUUGCCAUGAUUGUGAUGGAAUGAAAAUGUUUACACCAAAGGACUACUUACAACCCAGUCAAAUUAUUUCCUAUUUUUCAAGACUGGCAGUGCUGUCCAGAGCUCCAGCAACAAAUGUAGUUGAAGACGAUAUUGACAGUACCAUAGCAAUAAUUAAUCAAGCAGAAGCACUGGAAGAACUUGUGAAUCUUAAUAUUUUUGUUUGAGAGUGACUUGCUGUUAAUUCAGAAAUUAUUGCUUGCAUUUAUUAUUCUGAUAUCAUUCCAAAAUG